UUCCAAGAUGGCCGAAGUCUGCUCAGUGCUCCUUUGAAUUCUACAAGUUCAAAGGACUCAGGAACUGUUACUGAUCAGUCUGCUCACCAAUGCUUGUUUAAGGUUAAGAUUCCAACUGAGCAGGAGCAACUUAUUGAGGAGGCUGAUUCAAGGCAAGAACUAAGUAUGGACUUAGAAGACUUCAAAGAAAAUAAACCCAAGGGUAACCAAGAGGAGGUCUAUGAGAAAAAUAGAAGUAACGUUGAACAAGAUACUAACAUUCACAAGACAGUGAAGGUCAAGAAAGGGUUUAUUCUAAUAGACAUUACCAAAUAUGAGGCAAGGAAACUUCUCCACGAUGCAUUCUACGAUGAUGAAAAUGCCCUUCAAGACCAAUCUUUUAGAAAAAUUUAUGGAAGACCUAAGAAGGACUAUCCAAACGAUCAAGAAACUCUUUUCAAUAUGUUCAGAGAGAAAUUAAAGCCUAUGAUAAGUAAGCGCUACUUUAAGUGUCAUUAAUAACUCUGCUUAGAGGUAUUUGCCAAGAAUAUCAAUAAAAGAGCUGAUCUGUUAAAUACAUGCCUUUUCAGAGGGAACAAGAAAGAAUCAAAUAAUUUUUUAAGUACGAAUGGCAAUAUUACAGAAAGGAAAUCAAUGGUGUUCUCCCAGUUCUUCGGAAGUUGGGUCAGAAACUACACUAGGAACUUAUGCAACCUUCAUAAUAUCAAUUCUCAAGAAGACAAGGAAAGGUUGUUCUUUUAUCAUAUUGUGCUCAGCUAUCCAGAAGAGAAGGUUGAGGUAGUACUCAAUUUCUUCUUUGACAGCCAACCAGAGGAGCUCGAGAUGUAUCAAAGCUUGUUGAGGGAGAGAUCUGUUCAGUCAAAAGUAGGAAUUCAGAAGUAUUACGCUAAAAAUCCUUACUUCAAGAUUGUAUUAGAUGAUUUCACUAAAAAUCUUGAUAACAGAGGGAAAGAACUGGUUCCUAAUGAAGAUGUUAGAGCUAAAAUGAUUGAAGUCUGCCACAAAAUCACAGAGGGGAUUUAAUCAGGAAUACAACAUUUUAGCAUCUAAAGUCCCAUAAAUCAUCAAACUCAAUUGCGAAAUUAU
This is a messenger RNA of Moneuplotes crassus, 1086 nucleotides long. Lineage: Eukaryota; Ciliophora; Spirotrichea; Euplotida; Euplotidae. The record is from the annotation of a GenBank genome assembly.